Plasmodium inui San Antonio 1 is the source of this 2127-nucleotide messenger RNA. RefSeq lists its product as hypothetical. The record is from RefSeq and is a predicted model, not a curated record. The transcript has a single exon. Bases 1 to 2127 code for a protein of 708 amino acids. NCBI's taxonomy places the organism in Eukaryota, Apicomplexa, Aconoidasida, Haemosporida, Plasmodiidae.
AUGACGCUGCCAACCAGUCAAACGCCAAUCAAACUUGUGCUGACGAACAGCAACCGGCACAAAAGCACCGAGGAGGCUUUACAAUUCUUCUGCAAAGAGGAGGAGACACACCAGGGGAGAGGCAUUUUCCAUACGAGCCAUGCUAACAACCCCGUCCGAGACGAUGCGUAUGAAACAGCGGAAGAACUUCUGGGAGAACUCCUCUACAUAGGGGUCCUCAUCAAGCACGUCAAUAAAUUACGUUCCAAAGAAAACACGAAAAAGUGGUUAAAACAGAACGCAAACUAUCAUGUCUAUGUGGAUAUAGUACUCGUGAGUGGCAAUGGGGUGGAAGUAUCCGCAUUGGCACAUAAACUGCAUUUGCAGGAGGAAAACCAUUUCGAUAGUGAACAGAGAAGAGUGCACAGGAGGGUGCUAGGCAGGAGAAGGGAUUCACCUAACAACGGGAGGGACCCCACAAAUGGGGCAAAACAAACCCAAGGGAGGAAAGUGCAAGCCAGUCUGACACCUCCGGGGGAGAUUGCAUUGCAGGUGGACGAAGACAGAAUUUCCUUCCCACUAGAUAACCACAAAGAGACAGGCGACAACAUUGAAGACGUUCUGCUUGCAACGGAGGAGCAAUACCAAGUGGAAGGGGUCAUUUAUUUUCUGGAGCUACCACUGACCAUUGCUCAGAGGUAUCUCAAUAAAGAACUACUAGUAAAGGUGCAGCUGUGUGAAAGCUGCAAUGUGGACAAAGGGAGAAGUGGGAACUCCUUCCUCAACGAUAGACAUGUGAAUGACUUGAGAAGGAUUUUCGACUAUCCGUCGCUGCUGCUGAGCAACGUGCAGUGGUCGUCGACUCUUACGUCCGGCAUGGCGCUCGAAAGGGAAAAAAAAAGGAAAAAGAAGAAGAGGAAUGGGGAGAAUGCAGAGAAUGGCGGGGAUAGCCGGGAUGGUGGUUAUGACAACGUUGGUGACCAUAGCGACCAUAGCGAUGAUGAUGACGACGCCGACCGCGAGGGCAACCCCUUCCCGCACCACAGCGACGAUGUCCGAAGCUUCCCGCCGAACGGAAACAUGCACAGCAUAUGCAACGGCAUCAACAAGCUGGAGGAACACCUCCACAGCGCAAGCUACGCAAACAGAGACUUCAAAAAAAUAAUCUUAACCAAGCCAAUCGUUGUCACCAAGCCUCUCAACAUAAAGUGUAGAGUAAUGGAGCCCUACCUCUACCUCGAAAUUGAGAAUGUAACGAAACAGAAUAGACUGCACAUUCAUGAGCUCUUUUCUAGAUCGGUGAACAUUGACAGUAGUGACACUUUUCCUUUUUCUCUUCUUCCGGAAGAGACCUACAGUCUCUAUCUUCCGAUUGUAAACUUCGUGCAGGUCCUCUCGCAGAAGAGUUCCCAAGACAGGGAAAGGAUGAGGAGCUCCCUGAGCAGCUCUGUGCACGCUUCUGAUGUGAGCAGUGGGCUACAUAACACCAUGCACGGUAUCGAUGCAGGUGCUUCCCUGUAUAACCCCUUCUUCCUCGGCGCAGAGGGAGGGAUCUCUCAUCAGAUGAGCAGACGCCGCAGUAGUGACGCACACCAGCGGGCAAGUCAACUUGCAGACGUGACGAAGCGAUCCAAGAACAAGAAUCAAAUUUCAUCCGUCCCAUUCGAAGAUCGGCAUAAACCUUUGUCUUUCCACUUCCAAAGCGACAAGAGCAUUAUCACGCUUUCCAUCAAAUGGAGCAUCGACGAGACUCCCGAUAACUCCAUAUGGUCCCAGUACUGUAUGGAGGUGGAGAUGCCAAAACCGCACACCUUCAGCCUUGAAGUUUCCUUCGUAAAGGAAAUCAAUUCUUCCUCCGUCCUUAUGGCCGUCUUCUCAUUUUAUAACCCCCACAACGAAGAGAUAGACCUUCUCAUCGAGAUGAAAGACGAGAGUGGUGCCCUGAACAACGAGGUCCACACUUCGCUCAUCUCCUUUAACUCGCUAAUCCACGUGGGGAUUAUCAAACCAUUUCAGCGCAAGUCGGUCAGCGUCCGCAUGCUUGCCAUUAUGUUCGGGGUGCACAACGUCCCCUUCAUUAAGAUCAUCAAUCGGGUGAGCGACACUGCCUAUUAUGUUGACUUGGGAUCCAUCCUUGUCACGGAAUAG